Juglans regia (Persian walnut) is the source of this 2999-nucleotide messenger RNA. Its product is annotated as meiosis-specific protein ASY3-like. Gene Ontology annotation, biological process: meiotic cell cycle. Lineage: Eukaryota; Viridiplantae; Streptophyta; Magnoliopsida; Fagales; Juglandaceae. The transcript is spliced from 12 exons. The record is from RefSeq and is a predicted model, not a curated record. Bases 90 to 2549 code for a protein of 819 amino acids.
UGAAAAUAGAACUCUUCAACUAGGCUAUCUUGCGAAACAAGUACUGCUGGAGGUUUCAGUUCAGUGUGUUCUUUGCUAAAUUUGCGAUAAUGGAGGUUGGUGCAAACCAAAAUCUACGACAUGAUCGAAUGAGUGAUAUUCGGAGUAUUGGAAGCAAUUAUUACCCAUCCAGCCAAUCUAGGAAGAUCUCUAUUGGGGUUGUGGUUGACUUAGUCACCAAGAAAAAAUCUGGACCUGCAAAGGAAGAUAAGGUCACAGUGCUAGGUGCAGAAAAUAUGAAUCCUAAUGUGGAGAAUUCCAUCGAAGUGAGAAAGAAGGGGCAACGAGUCACAACUCCUGGUAAAGGGAAACCAACAGACACUCUGGAGCAAGAGAGUUCCCCAUGGAUUACUACUAGAUCACUUUACCAGCAAGCACAUGCUCCAGAGACCGUUCUUCAUGCACAACCAGCCACUAGUGGCUGUCAAAACAAGUUUAAUGGACAAAAUAAUGAAAUGGCAGCACGCUCGGUUCAAUCUUUUGUGAACAAGACAUCAAUUCUACAACCUGGUGAUGGCAAGCAGAACACGUUUGAUGGGUUUAGCUACAAAAGGAAGGGAGUGAAGGAUGGAACCACAGAAAUGGAGGAAUUUACCUUUGCAACUACACAAAAAGUUGAUGCGUCCAACAAAAUGGCAAUAGAGGAUAAAGCAGGUAAAACAGGAAACAAGACCGAAUCUUUGAGAAUGAAGCUCUGGGAAAUACUGGGAAAUGUUUCUUCCCCUACAAAUGAGUAUUCAAACUCUCAGAGACAUAAGGUUGGUGCCAAUGAUAUAGAGCCGGGGCAGAAUUUUGAUCGGAAGGUCGGUACGGUUGUCAGGCGUGGACAUAAUUCAGAUACAAUAGAAACUGAUUCUGAAGCUUCUGAUCAUGCUAGUACGAGACCUGUAACUCAUACUUUGAUCCGAAAAGGAGCACCACUGAAAGUGCAAGUUAAGGUGACUACAUGUGGUCCAUCCACUGGUUACAUGCAGAAGCACAAACAGAAGAACUUUUCUUUGGAUGAAGGAUGGUCGGGGAGAGUAAAUAGUGCUGUCAAUGGUGGUUCCUCAAAGCUUAUGAGGAAGAACAUUGAGAGUAUUAGAGUUAAGCCACGCAAGAUUGUAUUUCCUAAAACGGAUAAUACAGAUAAGAUUCAGGAAACAAGUUAUAGGAGUGAAACAACAGUUCCUGCUGAGAAAACAUUUUCACAUGGCAAUAAAAUGGAAGAUAUUCAUGAUUGCGUAUCUGAGGAUGAGAGAGAGUGGUUUGGACCGGAGAAUAAAAUCCUAGAGCAAAAUUCGCAUCAACCGCCAUUGACAGACAAGGCCGGUCAGCAGGAGUUCAAAAGUCCAGGAAAUGGGGACCGACAAGACAUCGUUAAUCCUUCUUUACAAGACAUUGCCAAUCCGUCCUUACAAAAUGAUGUGGAACCACAAGAUACUUUCCAAAGUCCCCGAUUUAAAACGCCCUUCUCAAGUUCUACCCCUACCUCAACGCCAAAUACGGACCAACUAGUAGAUAAUUCCCAUUCGUCAUCUCCAAGAAGUGACCAACUGGUAAAUGGUGUCAGCAAUCCUGCACCUGCAGGGAGAAUAAUUACCAUGGGAGAUAUUCGUAGCUUCAGUACUUUGCAGACUUCAAAUAGACAGACAGACUUUUUGGGUGAUGCAGGGGAGCUUAAAAGUUCUCCACCCAUGGAAUCCGUGGCUACUAUUGAAGAGAAAGAUACAGAAGAUGAUUUGUCUGAAUCAUCAGCUGAAGAGAGGGACUGUAAGAGUUUGGAAGAGGGUUCACCCAUCAUUGAAGCAUAUACUGGUUGCGGAGAAAGAGAUACAUUACAUUCAGAACCCGGUGAUGCCGAUCAGCCAAAAUUCAUGCUCCAUUCAACCAAAAGGCUCUGGACCUGUGAAGGCAUUAGAUUUGAUAAUAUUAAUCCCACCUCAUCCUCUCCAAAAGGGACUGGAGAAAGCAAUUGGAUCCAAGAACCUUUAGAGGAGAGCCAAGAGGAUGAACUGCUGAGGGCUAUCAAACUCUUUGCCUUGGAACUACAAAAAACUCAAAGCAAAAUAAAGUCAGAGACCACAAAAAAAUCAUCUAGAAUCCUAAUGUCCAUUUCUGAUGGAAUAUAUUUUCAGCUGCAGAACCUUGAGUCUCAUAUUCAGAAAGACGUAGGAAAGAUCACAGCCCUCAGUAAAUCAAAAAGAAAACGGGUUGAAGGGAAACUUGAAGAGAAACGAAAAGAAUUGAAGUUGAUUCAUGAAAAUUUUAAAGAAGAUAUUAAUCGGCAUCUCCAGGACUACAGAAGCGCAUUGGAAGGGCUGGAAACACACCAUAUAGAGCUUAAGGGGACCAUGGAGAAGCAAAAAGCAUCACACCGGAAGCUUCUCUUGCAAGUGGAAGAAGCUCUUGAAGCCCAACUUAAUGAUGCCCAAAGAAGAAUCGCAGCCAUCCACGAGUUGGCAAGAGGAAAGACGCUCCAAUUGAAAGGCGUGAUAUCAUUGUGUUUGAAGGAUGGCAUUCUUAGUUGAAAGGAUUUUCUACUGCUAUCUAGGAAAGACAGGGACUUCGCCUAGAGUUAAAAGAGUCCCGAGGACAUUCAUCCAUGCUUACAAGUGACCAUCUAAGCCUUUGCAUCUCGUAGGGGUGGAGAAGGUGCUGACAAGGUGUUCGGAGUGCUGUGUUGUAUGCAGAAGAAGAGGGAAGCAGCAGUUAGCCGUUAUUAAGGGAAGGAGGAAACGGUGUCGUCUUGUAAUUGAGGAAAGAAUUAAGUGGAACGUUGCCGUUUAUCUUAAUGGUCUGUUCUGUGAAUAAAUAGAACGCUGUCGUUUUAGCUUAAUGGUCUGUCAUGUGAAAAAUAGGACGUUGUCGUUUUGUAAGAGUUGUGUUUUGUAAUGUUGUAAUACGAUGUCGUAUAAUGAAGAAGUAUAAAUACAGUGAGUGGAGGGAAAUUCCUCAACUCAGAUCAUUCAAUACAGUUA